Messenger RNA from Fimicolochytrium jonesii, 1479 nucleotides. RefSeq names its product PITH domain-containing protein. The record is from RefSeq and is a predicted model, not a curated record. Bases 155 to 1039 code for a protein of 294 amino acids. Lineage: Eukaryota; Fungi; Chytridiomycota; Chytridiomycetes; Spizellomycetales; Powellomycetaceae. The transcript is spliced from 13 exons.
AGCAGCGAUUCUGUUCGAACAGAUACGUAUCCAUACGGCACGUUUGCACCCAAACGUCAUUUCCAUCGCAAGGAAGUCUGGACUCCCAAGACGUCCAUCAUCGUCCACUUUCCCACAAGAACAUAACCCCCAUUUGAAGCAGAAACCUUCACAGAUGUCGCUCGUGAAGACUAUCUCAACACAGGCUCAGUAUCAGGCCUUGCUGUCCCAGGCGGACGCGAAAAAGUUGAUUGUGGUCGAUUUCACAGCAAGCUGGUGUGGGCCAUGUCAGAUGAUGAAGCCUGUGUUUGCGGAACUCAGCACGAAGUAUAGGCAUGUGACGUUUGCCCAGGUGGACGUGGAUCAAUUACAAGAAGUGACAGCUGCGGCAGGCGUGCAGGCGAUGCCUACUUUCCAAUUCUUCAAGGCUGGUUCCAAGAUUGCAGAAUUGAAGGGAGCCAACAAGCAAGGGCUGGAACAGCUGGUUAAGCAAUAUCAGGGCCCGGCGGAUGAAUCGAGUGGGAACACAGCUCACGGCGGCCACAGCGACCUCCUUGAAUUCAUAACGCAAGGUCAACUGGAGUGCCUGAACCAAAGCGACGAGCACCACGUGAAGAACGCCUUUGACAAGAACGAACAGACCUACCUGGAAUCCGACGUCGACGAGCAACUCAUCUUCAACAUCCCGUUCAACCAAACGGUAAAGGUGCAUUCGCUGAAGAUCGUGCCUAAGAGCAAAGAACAAGCACCCAAGACAAUCAAAACCUUCGUCAACAAAUCCCACAUCCUCAGCUUCGACGACGCCGAUACCGUCGAAGCCACCGAGGAGAUUGAGCUGAAGGAGUCUGACUACGCGUCUGGGGCCGCUGUUGUCCAGUUGCGGUUUGUCAAGUACCAGAAUGUUCAUAACAUCAACAUCUUCAUCAAAGACAACAUCGGAGACGAGGAAGUCACGGCCAUUAAGCAGUUCUCGCUGUACGGAACCCCCGUCGAGACGACCAACAUGAACGACCUGAAGAAGGAUGCGCCUGGUGGGCCGGGCGCGGGGCCUUCACAGUAAGGGUGUUGUGGAAUGUAAUAUGGCGGAUUUGUCAGGAGAACCCCUGCCGCCGUGCACUGUAAAGUAUUGCUCAAAUAUAGGUUCUAGAGCUUGGAAUGUAUCUCUGCUUGAUCGGUUCUUGAUGGGAUCAUGAGUUGCAUGCCACCAUCUGGCCCUCUUGUCUUAGGUCCCAAUGCGUUGGUCGCAUGAUCCGGGCUUACGUGGCAGAGCAAAUUCCAGAAACGAAAGUUGAUUGGGGCGAGCAAGAGUUUCCCAAGCUGGGCCGCAUAGUCGCGGCAUGAUGCGUCAGGGUGUAUGUGGAUUAGCAUCGGUCGCCGGCCGAGUCGUCAGUUUAUAGCAUAUAAGUGAUUUAGGUGCUCAGUUCCCCGGCAGGCCGUUGUUGGCAUUUUGGGUUUCAUCUGCGUUGGGUCUGGAGAUUUGAAGUGCGAGGAACACUGGUG